Anastrepha ludens (Mexican fruit fly) is the source of this 502-nucleotide messenger RNA. RefSeq lists its product as uncharacterized. The transcript has a single exon. Lineage: Eukaryota; Metazoa; Arthropoda; Insecta; Diptera; Tephritidae. The record is from RefSeq and is a predicted model, not a curated record. Bases 147 to 374 code for a protein of 75 amino acids.
UUUUAGUUACACUUGAGACAUAGUAUUGCCGACGUGACUGUGAUAAGACGGUGAAAAGAGACAUACAAAGUCACGAAAAUUUGAAGCAAAGUGUUAAUUUUUAUUGGUUUUUUGCUUGCUUUAUUCCGAGUUAAUUAAUUACGAAUAUGUCUGAAACCGCACCUGCCGCCAAUGGCGCUAGUAAAGAUGAAGAAAUCACUGUUCCAAAAUCAGACAGUUUCUUUGAAUCUAAAACAUUCCGUCUGAUCUCCUUGGUUAUUUACAUGGGGGGCAUUAGCGGUUUGGGCAUGACAUUAGCCAUGUAUUACCUGUUUAUAUGGGAUUCACGUAUGCCGCCGUUGCCGGAGUAUAAACAUGCGCAUCAUGUGGGUUAGGAGACAGUGACGGAGGUAAUGAAAGAGAGAGAGAGAGAGAGGGAGAGAGAAAGAGUGAGACAGAGGAGCAGAAGAAAGGGAUUGGCGUGGGGAGCUUUAAUUUUUAAGUGAUAUCCAAAUAGAAAUUG